This is a messenger RNA of Sapajus apella (tufted capuchin), 5219 nucleotides long. It is a transcript of the gene AFAP1L2, whose product is annotated as actin filament associated protein 1 like 2. The coding region runs from base 299 to 2836 and encodes 845 amino acids. Lineage: Eukaryota; Metazoa; Chordata; Mammalia; Primates; Cebidae. Gene Ontology annotation, molecular function: SH2 domain binding; SH3 domain binding. The transcript has 20 exons. Gene Ontology annotation, cellular component: cytosol. The record is from RefSeq and is a predicted model, not a curated record. Gene Ontology annotation, biological process: positive regulation of DNA-templated transcription; positive regulation of interleukin-8 production; regulation of interleukin-6 production.
ACGUGAAGGGAGUGCCAGGCGGCCGGGGGCGGCGAGCGGGGCCGAGGGUGCCCACCGACUCCAGCGCCGACGGUCAGCCCCAGCGGGCCGGAGUUCUCCAGCGCCGGGACAGAGGCGUGUGGGGCGCGCCCUGGCAGGGGCCUUGUCCCAAGACCCGGGGCGCGGCGGCCCGGCCAGGAGGUCCGGCCGCGAGCGUGACCUCACGGGGGAGGGGCCAGCGCGGCGGCCUGGGCGCGGAGCCGACAGCCGGGAGAGCAGCGCCGGAGCCGAGCGGCGAGGAGCGCACUCCGUGGCUCCGAUGGAGCGGUACAAAGCCCUGGAGCAGCUGCUGACAGAGUUGGAUGACUUCCUCAAGAUCCUGGACCAGGAGAAUCUGAGCAGCACAGCGCUGGUGAAGAAGAGCUGCCUGGCGGAGCUCCUCCGGCUUUACACCAAAAGCAGCAGCUCUGAUGAGGAGUACAUUUACAUGAACAAAGUGACCAUCAAUAAGCAACAGAAUGCAGAGUCUCAAGGCAAAGCGCCUGAGGGACAGGGCCUGCUGCCCAAUGGGGAGCCCAGCCAGCACUCCUCGGCCCCUCAGAAGAGCCUUCCAGACCUCCCACCACCCAAGAUGAUUCCAGAACGGAAACAGCUCACCAUCCCAAAGGUGGAGUCUCCGGAGGGCUACUAUGAAGAGGCUGAGCCAUACGACACAUCCCUCAAUGGUCACUCUGGCAGAUUUCUCCCCACUGGAGUCCCCAGAUGGGUGCAGGUGCCUGAAGGAGUCAUUUACGCCACGAUCACCUUGGAGGACGGAGAGGCUGUGAGCAGCUCCUACGAGUCCUACGACGAAGAGGACGGCAGCAAGGGCAAGUCGGCCCCCUACCAAUGGCCGUCACCGGAGGCUGGCAUCGAGCUGAUGCGUGACGCCCGCAUCUGCGCCUUCCUGUGGCGCAAGAAGUGGCUGGGACAGUGGGCCAAGCAGCUCUGUGUCAUCAAGGACACCAGGCUUCUGUGCUACAAAUCCUCCAAGGACCACAGCCCUCAGCUGGACGUGAACCUGCUGGGCAGCAGCGUCAUUCACAAGGAGAAACAAGUGCGGAAGAAGGAGCACAAGCUGAAGAUCACGCCUAUGAACGCCGACGUGAUCGUGCUGGGCCUGCAGAGCAAGGACCAGGCCGAGCAGUGGCUCAGGGUCAUCCAGGAAGUGAGCGGCCUGCCUUCUGAAGGUGCAUCUGAAGGAAACCAGUAUACUCCGGAUGCCCAGCGCUUUAACUGCCAGAAACCAGAUAUAGCUGAGAAGUACCUGUCAGCUUCAGAGUGUGGGAGCUCCAUGGAUGGCCACCCUGAGGUCCCAGAAACCAAAGACGUCAAGAAGAAAUGUUCCGCUGGCCUCAAACUGAGCAACCUAAUGAACCUGGGCAGGAAGAAAUCCACCUCACUGGAGCCUGUGGAGAGGUCCCUCGAGACAUCCAGUUACCUGAACGUGCUGGUGAACAGCCAGUGGAAGUCUCGCUGGUGCUCUGUCAGGGACAAUCACCUGCACUUCUACCAGGACCGGAACCGGAGCAAGGUGGCCCAGCAACCCCUCAGCCUGGUGGGCUGCGAGGUGGUCCCAGACCCCAGCCCUGACCACCUCUACUCCUUCCGCAUCCUCCACAAGGGCGAGGAGCUGGCCAAGCUUGAGGCCAAGUCUUCCCAGGAAAUGGGCCACUGGCUGGGUCUCCUGCUGUCUGAAUCAGGCUCCAAGACAGACCCAGAAGAGUUCACCUAUGACUAUGUGGAUGCCGACAGGGUUUCCUGUAUUGUGAGUGCAGCCAAAAACUCUCUCUUACUGAUGCAGAGAAAGUUCUCAGAGCCCAACACUUACAUCGAUGGCCUGCCUAGCCAGGACCGCCAGGAGGAGCUGUAUGAUGACGUGGAACUGUCGGAGCUCACAGCUGUGGUGGAGCCUACCGAGGAAGCCAUCCCUGCUGCGGAUGACCCAAAUAAGAGAGAAUCUGACCGAGUAUACCUGGACCUCACACCUGUCAAGUCCUUUCUGCACGGCCCCAGCAGUGCACAGGCCCAGGCUUCCCCGACCUUGUCCCGCCUGGACAAUGUGACUGAGUCCCUCCCUGCAGAUCCAGACCCAGGUCCCACCCCAGAUGAGCCCUGCAUAAAGUGUCCAGAGAACCUGGAGGAGCAGCAGCUGGAGAGUUUGGAGCCUGAGGAGCCUUCCCUGAGAAUCCCCACUGUCAAAAUCCAGACUGAACAGCAGAGAAUCUCCUUCCCACCAAGCUGCCCCGACACCCUGGUGGCCACCCCGCCUGGUGCCAGCCCACCUGUGAAGGACAGGUUACGCGUGACCAGUGCAGAGAUCAAGCUUGGCAAGAAUCGGACAGAAGCUGAGGUGAAGCGCUACACAGAGGAGAAGGAGAGGCUUGAAAAGAAGAAGGAGGAAAUCCGAGGGCACCUGGCUCAGCUCCGGAAAGAGAAACGGGAGCUGAAGGAGACCCUAUUGAAAUGCACAGACAAGGAAGUCCUGGCCAGCCUGGAGCAGAAGCUGAAGGAAAUUGACGAGGAGUGCCGGGUCGAGGAGAGUAGGCGCGUGGACCUGGAACUCAGCAUCAUGGAGGUAAAGGACAACCUGAAGAAGGCUGAGGCGGGACCUGUGACGCUGGGCACCACCGUGGACACCACCCACCUGGAGAACGUGAGCCCCCGCCCCAAAGCUGUCACACCCACCUCUGCCCCAGACUGUACCCCAGUCAACUCUGCAACCACGCUCAAGAACAGGCCUCUCUCGGUGAUGGUCACAGGCAAAGGCACAGUCCUCCAGAAAGCCAAGGAAUGGGAGAAGAAAGGAGCAAGUUAGAAAACAAGCUUCAACUAAAGACUCUCAUGUCAAUAUGGACCUUGGUGACAAUCCUGCUUUGUUAAAGCAAAAACUCUGCAAAAAGUUGAGUCUGUUUAGAAGAAAAAGCAAAGACUGAAGUGCUGUGAAUGGAGAGCUUCAGCUAAGAGGAGGCUCUGUCCCUUUUCAGAGCCAAAGGAAAUAAUACAACAAAAAAAGAUGCUUCUUCUUUGGAGACCUAAGUCUAUUGGACGUAAACAAGACAUUGUAUUUAGGGAUGCUCUGUGUUUCUUUUUUGAAGUUUUCAUCAAUUGCUUUAUCAAGAUUUUAAAAUAGUAAAAACCUUCUCAUGUUUAGACUUUGGUGGAAGAUGAAUCAAGGAAGCAGGGCCCUGUUUUAUGGGUCAUGUGGCUUUGGUGAGUGAGAAGACCAUCAUCUCUUAUCUAAUACUUAGCAGUUGGGGAUUAAACCAUCUUUGCCUUCACUUCUAAUAUAACCAGGCCCAACUCAGUCCUCAGUGACUUUUAAACAGCAUUGAUAUCAUCUAUAAAACCAUCUAUGACAUGAGUUUUGAGAAACAGUAAUGGGGAAAAUAUUUGACUUCUUUCCAGUCCAAGGCACACCUGAAUCAACUGUCUUUAAAUAAAAUUGUAAGUGAUGCUGUAUUAUAUAGGAAAAAAUGUUUAAAAUCUUCUCAUUUAGAACAGUGAAAGUGUCUUUUGAAAUUAAACUGACUCUUUAGGGAAAAAAAUUACCCUGUGUUUACAGAUUUGUUCCUGUGGUCAGGCCAUUUUUAAGGAAAGAGUUAUUUAAUAUAAUGCUCUCUUAGUCCGUGAUUUUAAGUUCUGUUUAAUGUCCAUUCCCCUUCCAAGAACAAAGUGGUGAUUUCUGGUUUUUGGUUAGGGUGGUCUCCCUCUUAAAAUCGGCAGUGCUGUUCCUUGUGCUCCCUGUCUUUUCGCCUGAUGGCAUUUUUUUUUUUUUUUUAAACGCAGGUUGAAACAUUUCAUCUAUCUCUGCCUCAUUUCUGGGGGUUGUAUAUCAGAGUUCUCUAACACUGGUUCCUGAGAACUAAAGGUCUUUUUUAUUCUUAUUGUCUUUCUAAUACCAGGGCAUUUAUUUCCUCUGUCAUAAACAUUUGGUAACCUUUUACCAAGUGGUGAGUUAGAUUUUUUUUUAAAAUAAAAUGUUCAUUGUAUUUGAGGUUUUCCUUGUAUUUCAUGAAAUGACAUGGGGCAGGGCCUGGGGGGCUCUCAAGGAAGGAAAUGUUUUGGUUAUUUACACACCUAGCAGGAGACUCAGCCUUCUUGAAUCAAAGAGCAUAGAUAAGGCAGGAAGCAAAUUUUAGUUGUACAGUUAACAAUGUACCAAAGACACAGGAAACAUCUGCAGAAAUUGAUCACAUAUAAGUCAAUGAAAAAUCAGUACGCCCAGAAGUUGAAAUAUACUCUUAAAGAAUUCUUAGGGAAAAAAAGAAACAACAUACCAAUACUGGGAAGGUUGCCCAAGUAAUAAUGAAGGAAGUUUAUAGCAUAACUAGCAUAACUCUGUCUAUUAAAAAAAUGACAAAACCAAAAUCUGGUUCAUUAAAAAGGCAAAUACAAUAAAGAGACAACCUAACGCAAUAUAAAAUAGAACUGAAGUGGAGGCCUUACAUACAGACACAAAAUUUUUCAAAUUAUAUGUAUUUUCCACUACAAAGUUAGUAUAGCUCUGAUACCAAAAAUUCAAAACAAAUUGUAAAAGAAAACCAUUCUCAUUGUUGGACACAGAUUAAAAGAAUCUGAAAUAAAUGUUGGCAAAUGAAAUUCAGCAGGGUUUAUAGAAUGAUGUGUAAUAGACUUUAUCUAAAAAAACGAGGUGGUUCAAUGAUUGAAAAUAUACAAAUAGGUAAUCCAUCACAUUAACAGAUUAAAUGUAAAAAAAAAGAAUACAUUAUCUUGAAGGAAGAGGAAGAAGUAUACCAUAAAUCUCAACGCAUAAAAAAACACUCUUAGUUCAUCUAGGAAUAUACUAAUACUAGGAAGUACAUACCAAUACUGGGAAGAUUGCCCAAGUAGUAAUUAAGGAAACUGAUCAAGUAACUGAUCAAGUAACCCAUAGAAAACAAUGAUGAAAAAGUCAGAAGCCAGAUAUGGAUGCCUGUGACUACUACUAUUUGUGAAACAUUAUUCUGUAAGUCCUGGGCAAUGCAAAAUGACCCAGAAGUGGUAUACAGCUGUAAAAGAGACAAAACUAGCAUGUGGAAUUAUUUCUCUAGAAAAGCAAGGGUCGAUUAUUAGAACUAGGGUGUUCAGCAAGAUGACUGGAAUCAGGAUUAUUCAGAGGAAAUUUAAGGCCUAUAUGCAAUGUUUUAAUUCUUGCAAAGAAAAUAUUUCUAUCUUACUUGUAUAAUUAAGGGUAAAAA